AUGACAUCUGGAAAUGAGUCUCUGCUUGCCUUAACGGGUAAACGUACCACUGGCCAGAGCAUUCGAACUCAAAAUGUGACAGCUGCUGUAGCUAUUGCAAAUAUCGUAAAGUCUUCACUUGGUCCGGUCGGACUUGACAAGAUGCUUGUGGACGACGUUGGAGAUGUAGUUGUGACGAACGAUGGUGCAACCAUUCUGAAGCAACUCGAAGUCGAGCAUCCUGCUGGAAAAGUUCUUGUGGAGCUUGCACAGCUUCAAGAUGAUGAGGUUGGUGAUGGUACUACCUCCGUUGUUAUUCUUGCUGCUGAGCUUCUGAAGGCAGCUGAUGAGCUAGUGAAGAGUAAACUCCACCCUACAACGGUUAUCAAUGGCUAUAGGCUUGCAUGCAAGGAAGCCGUGAAAUACCUUCAGGAAAAUUUGUCGUUUUCCGUAGAUGAACUGGGUCGUCAGUCAAUAGUUGAGGUCGCGAGGACAGCCAUGAGCAGCAAAGUUAUUGGACCCGAUUCUGAUUUCUUCGCACCACUUUGUGUAGAUGCAGCUGAAGCAGUGAAAGUAACAGACUCAGCUGGAAAGGUCACUUAUCCCAUUGCUGCUGUAAACGUUCUGAAAGCUCAUGGAAAAAGUGCCCGUGAAUCGAGGUUGAUCAAGGGAUACGCUUUAAACUGUACUGUUGCUAGUCAAGCAAUGCCCCUUGUCGUUCCUAAUGCUAAGAUCGCUUGUCUCGAUUUUUCUCUGCAAAAAACAAAAAUGCAUCUCGGAAUUUCCGUGGUUGUUGAAAAUCCGGAGAAGUUGGAGGCAAUCCGGCGAGAAGAGUUUGAUAUUACAAAACGUCGAAUCGAAAAGAUACUGAAGGCUGGAGCUAAUGUUGUUCUAACAACAGGAGGAAUCGACGACCUCUGUCUGAAACAGUUUGUUGAGGCGGGCGCAAUGGCUGUCAGACGUUGCAGAAAAGUGGACUUGAAGCGUAUCGCAAAAGCUACUGGAGCAACGCUUGUGAGCUCUCUGGCAACAUUAGAAGGGGAGGAGGCCUUUGAUGCAUCACUUCUUGGCCACGCCGAAGAAGUGGUACAAGAGCGAAUUAGUGAUGAUGAACUGAUCCUUAUCAAAGGCCCAAAGGCUCGCACCGCAAGCUCAAUAAUUCUGAGAGGUGCCAACGACGUAAUGCUGGAUGAAAUGGAACGGUCGAUUCACGAUGCCCUGUCUGUCGUUCGUCGUGUAUUGGAGAGCCGUCGUCUGGUGGUUGGGGGCGGUGCGGUGGAAGCGGCACUGAACGUAUGGCUGGAAGCUUUUGCAACUACUUUGUCAUCUCGGGAGCAACUGGCAGUCGCUGAGUUUGCACAGGCUUUGUUGGUGAUUCCCAAAACGCUGUCGGCGAAUGCUGCUAAAGAUUCAACGGAACUGGUAGCUAAAUUACGAGCGUUCCAUCACAAAGCGCAAACAAAUCUGCAAUUGCAACAUCUGAAAUGGGCUGGUCUCGAUUUAGAGUCUGGAGAUAUCCGUGACAAUCGCACGGCUGGUGUGUUAGAACCUCUCCUUAUCAAGGUAAAAUCUCUGAAAUUUGCGACAGAAGCAGCCAUUACGAUACUUCGCAUAGAUGAUCUUAUUAAGUUAGACAAACCAGAACCGCAACGCGAUGGCGAUGAGUGUGGUGCAUAA
This is a messenger RNA of Angiostrongylus costaricensis, 1656 nucleotides long. Lineage: Eukaryota; Metazoa; Nematoda; Chromadorea; Rhabditida; Metastrongylidae. The record is from the annotation of a GenBank genome assembly.